Nymphaea colorata (pocket water lily) is the source of this 2604-nucleotide messenger RNA. RefSeq names its product ABC transporter G family member 6-like. NCBI's taxonomy places the organism in Eukaryota, Viridiplantae, Streptophyta, Magnoliopsida, Nymphaeales, Nymphaeaceae. The record is from RefSeq and is a predicted model, not a curated record. The coding region runs from base 80 to 2320 and encodes 746 amino acids. The transcript has a single exon. Gene Ontology annotation, molecular function: ATP hydrolysis activity; ATP binding; ABC-type transporter activity. Gene Ontology annotation, cellular component: membrane.
AGACCUCUCUCCUCUCCUCCAUUAUCACUGCACUUGGAUUCUCUCUCUCUCUCUUUCUCUCUCUCUCUCUUUAUCCCAGAUGAAGCCUUCGUCUCCGUUUGGCAAGAGGGGAAGUUCUCCGGUGGGGCCGUUCGCCUUCCAACAUGUUGGAGACGGCGACCUCGAGGCUUCCAUCACCGUUGAUACUGGUGGCAGACGGCCCCAGAGGCCAAGGUUUGGGGAGCUCCUCCAACACGUCGAGGAAGCUCGCUCCCCAACACCCACGUUGCCGGACCGUCAGCCCGCCGAGCUGGACCGGCGAGAACAAGCUGUUCCCUUCGUUUUAUCGUUCGCCGACUUGACUUAUAGUGUUCAGCUACGUCCUGGGAUGCUCGCCGGAGGGUGCAAGAGAACGCUGCCAUCCACGACCGCGGAGUCGGUCGAGGCGGCCAGCAAGUUCUCCGACACCAAGACGUUGUUGAACAGAGUCACCGGCGAGGCGCGAGACGGGGAGAUAUUGGCGGUGCUGGGCGCCAGCGGGUCGGGAAAGUCGACGCUCAUCGACGCGCUCGCCAACCGAAUCGCUAAGGAGAGCCUCCAAGGCACCGUGAAGCUCAACGGCGAGGCGGUCGGCGAGCGUCUGAUGCGCUCAAUCUCUGCCUAUGUGAGGCAGGACGACCUCCUCUUUCCGAUGCUCACCGUUGAGGAAACGCUCUCGUUCGCCGCGGAGUUCAGGCUGCCCCGGACACUGCCCAAGGAGAAGAAACAGAGUCGUGUGCAGGCCCUCAUUGAGCAGCUCGGCCUGCGCCGGGCUGCCAAGACCAUCAUUGGAGACGAGGGCCACCGGGGCGUUUCCGGUGGGGAGAGGCGACGUGUCUCGAUCGGAAUCGACAUCAUUCACGACCCAAUCCUUCUGUUUCUGGACGAACCCACCUCCGGUCUCGACUCCACCAGUGCAUUCAUGGUCGCCAAGGUCCUGCAGAGGAUUGCCCGCACCGGCAGCAUCGUCAUCAUGUCCGUCCAUCAGCCGAGCUAUCGAAUCGUCGGCCUCCUCGAUCGAAUGAUCUUCCUAUCACGUGGCAAUGCCGUCUAUAGCGGCCCUCCGGCUCAACUCCCGGCUUUUUUGGCCGAGUUUGGCAGUCCGGUGCCGGAGAACGAGAACCAAAUAGAGUUCGCUCUUGACCUCGUUCGCCAGCUCGAAGCGAGCACUGGUGGGAUCAAAGUUCUGGUUGACUUCCACAACAACUGGAAAGCGACCAGGUUUGCUCCAUCUCUUCAGUCGAACAAGAAAGGAGGCUUGACGCUGAAGGAAGCAAUCAGCGCCAGCAUCUCUCGAGGGAAGCUCGUCUGCGGAAAUGCUACCCAGGGCAGGCAGAACUCGUCGGAGUCGAUGCCGGAAUUUGCAAACCCAUUGUGGAAGGAGACCGCCAUACUGACGAAGCGCUCGGUGAUGAACACCCGCCGGUUGCCGGAGCUCUUCUUCAUGCGCCUCGCCGUAGUGAUGGUCACGGGUUUCAUCCUCGCCACCAUCUUUUGGCGCCUCGACUCCUCGCCCAAGGGAGUUCAGGAGCGCCUCGGCUUCUUUGCCUUCGCUAUGUCCACGACCUUCUACACCUGCGCAGAUGCACUGCCGGUGUUCCUUCAAGAGCGCUACAUAUUCAUGAGAGAGACUGCCUAUAACGCCUACCGCCGUUCCUCCUACGUCCUCUCCAACGCCAUCGUCGCCGCCCCGCCGCUUGUCCUCCUCUCCCUCGCCUUUUCCCUCAUUACCUUCUUCGCCGUCGGCCUUGCAGGUGGCGGGGAGAGCUUCCUCUACUUCUUCGCUAUAACCUUCGCCUCCUUCUGGGCAGGAAGCGGCUUCGUCACCUUCAUCUCCGGCGUCGUCUCGCAGGUCAUGCUGGGCUAUAUCGUGGUCGUCGCUGUGCUAGCCUAUUUCCUCCUCUUCAGCGGCUUCUUCAUCAACAGGGACAGGAUACCUUCCUACUGGCUCUGGUUCCAUUACCUCUCGUUAGUGAAGUAUCCCUACGAAGGAGUGCUGCAGAAUGAGUUUGAGAGCACGUCGAAGUGCUUCUCAACGGGAGAGCAGAUGUUCGACAACACGCCGCUGAAGGGGCUGAGCGCCGCCACGAAGGCGGAGCUGCUUCAAUCGCUCAGUAGCUCGCUGGGGAUGAACGUGACCAUGAGCACAUGCGUGACGACGGGCAUGGACAUACUCAAGGACCAGAGCAUCACGCAGCUGAGCAAGUGGAAUUGCUUCUGGGUCACGGUGGCGUGGGGGUUCCUCUUUAGGUUUCUUUUCUACGUUGCCCUGUUGAUUGGCAGCAAGAACAAGAGAAGGUGAAGAAGAACUAAUCGAUGGUUGUGUUGCAGAGGCUUCUAUUUUUGGUCAUUGGAUUUCUUUGGUGGUAGCUAAAUUUGAUAACCUAUUUUUUAAUUUUUUAAUCGAAUGAAUUUCUUUAAUGUAAUUACUUGUGAUCGAUGUUGUAAUCAUCCGGUGAAAAUACAAAAAUAUAUUCCAAGUAAUAUCAUCUUCUUUCGUCGCUUUGCUUCUUAGAAAUUUUCAAAUUUAUGUGGAGACAUCUGGUAGUUUAGUUGCUUCAAGUGAUCUCAAGUACCCAAAUCAAA